Messenger RNA from Danio rerio (zebrafish), 1527 nucleotides. RefSeq names its product poly (ADP-ribose) polymerase family, member 6a (gene parp6a). Lineage: Eukaryota; Metazoa; Chordata; Actinopteri; Cypriniformes; Danionidae. The record is from RefSeq and is marked provisional.
GUCAGGCAAAAAAGGGCAGCAGCAGUGGCAGCAGAUCUGCAUCAGAUAAACACAGAGGAUUUCUGCUCGCUCACGGCCUCUCGCUGCGUGUGUGUGCUUGCAUGUAAGUGUGUGUGUGUGUAUGUGUGUAUGUCUUCAGCGGCCUCCGGUGUUUCUCCAUCCUCCUGAAGAAAGCGAUCGGCUCAUAUUCCUGUGGACGUGUCUGUUGUUUUGAGCUGAAAUGGAUGUAAAAAGCUUCAUCCUGUCAGAAAGCGGUCUGUGAAAACUGGAGCCAAUGGAUAUUAAAGGCCAGUGCUGGACGGAUGAAGAAUCGGAUGGAGAGAAUGAACCAGAGCAGUUCCUGUACGGCAUCCAGGGGAGCUGUGCAGCGGAUUUGUACCGUCACCCACAACUGGACGCUGACAUUGAGGCUGUAAAAGACAUUUACACAGACAGUGCUGUGUCUGUCAGAGAGUAUGGUACGAUCGACGAUGUGGACAUCGACCUGCAAAUCAACAUCAGCUUCUUGGAUGAGGAGGUUGCGAAUGCGUGGAAGGUGAUCCGGACAGAACCCAUCGUCUUACGCCUGCGCUUCUCUCUUUCACAGUAUCUGGAUGGACCAGAACCGUCUGUGGAAGUGUUCCAGCCGUCUAAUAAAGAAGGCUUCAGUUUGGGCCUUCAGCUGAAAAAGAUCCUCAGCACGUUCACGUCUCAGCAGUGGAAACACCUCAGUAAUGAGUUCCUCAAGGCGCAGCAGGAGAAGCGGCACAGCUGGUUUAAAGCUGGAGGAACCAUCAAGAAGUUUCGUGCAGGACUGAGCAUCUUCUCCCCCAUUCCUAAGUACAUCAUUACAAGCCAUGAAUGCGAAACACCGUACUCAUUAUAAAAUUUGCAAGAAAAAAAAUAAGAUUGAAUGAAAACCUGCAGUAUAAUUAAAUUUGCAAGGAAUUUUUUAAAGAGUUGAGAGGUUCGCCUUGAAACAUUUUCAUUUUGUUUCAUGCUAUUAGUUGUGUUGUUAGAAAAUUCAAGCGUUUUCUUAGGCCCCGUUUACACUAGUGCGUUUUAGUUUUAAAACGGCGUUUUAGAAUGAAAACGAUCCGCGUCCACACUCGCGUUUUACCCAGCGUUUCUGAACUGCUCUCCGUCCACACCAAAACGCUGAAAACGCACAUCACGUGACCACACACACACACUUUGCCAAUCGCUGGAGCCCAUCUACCCAGAUGAGAGCUCUGCUAGUCGGACUUCUCAUCAAGCAUCUCCCGCUGGAUCUAAUCUCACUAUAUUUAUUAAACGGGAUAUUUCAUUCAUCUUGUUGUCUUUAUCUAACGACAUAUUCCCUGACUUUGGUCAUUGGAAUCUAUUACUUGUUCUCAGGUAACGUGUUUUGGCUGAGCGCAAAGAUAAGUUAAUGAUUAAUGUAACCACGUAGCCUACAUUCUGUAUAUUGACUGAUCGCUUGCCUUUAUUUCCUAUAAUGUAUAAACUUAUUGUAUGUUAUAAUUUAUAAUGGCCAUUAUCGAUUAUUAAAACUGAUAUUCAGCAAAA